Molecule: messenger RNA, 4638 nt
Organism: Cyclopterus lumpus (lumpfish)
Lineage: Eukaryota; Metazoa; Chordata; Actinopteri; Perciformes; Cyclopteridae
Product: ADAMTS-like protein 2
Exons: 20
Coding region: 131-3145 (1004 amino acids)
Biological process (GO): extracellular matrix organization
Cellular component (GO): extracellular matrix
Molecular function (GO): metalloendopeptidase activity
Source: RefSeq, a predicted model, not a curated record
AGAAGGCGGAGCUAAGUCAGAAGGGGUGGAGGAAGGAGGGUAGAGAGAGCGAGAGAGAGAGGAAGGGGGUGAGGAGGGGAGCGGAGGUAAGAGGAGGAGAAGUGUGGUUGGUCCAUGACAUGAAUGAACCAUGUUCGGUAACGGAGGCUUAGCUCUCCCGGUGUGCUCGUUUCUCCUACUACACGUCCCGGUUCUCCCGCUAACGAACAACUGGCCCGUUAAGGACAGAAGUGAAGGGAGGUUGGAGCAGCGUACCACCCAUCUACAAUCACACAGCUUUGGGGGUCAGAAUGUCAAACAGACAAGCAACAAGGAGGUGUUUCAGUGGUGGGGAGAGUGGUCCAGUUGGUCCUCUUGUUCCAGGAGUUGUGGAGGAGGAGUGAGAAGUCAGGAGAGGCACUGUCUGAUACAGAGGCUGUCCACAACCCAGAACGUAAACAGUUCAUAUUGUGUUGGCUCUCCUAAACAGUAUCAGCUCUGUCCAAACCAGCCCUGUCCCAGCACCACUGUGAGCUUCAAACAGCACCAGUGUUCCCAAUUCAAUUCUAAAGCCUUUGGAAGAAGAUACUACCAGUGGAUACCUCUUUACCCUGCCGAUUACAUCAGCAUCUCCAGUAAGCCAUGUGACCUGCAGUGUACAACCAUCAGUGGUGAGAGACAGCUGCUAGUUCCCGCCCACGAUGGUACGUUCUGCCACGAUGCCAAAUACCAUGGAGUCUGCAUAGAGGGAAUAUGUCAGCCUGUAGGUUGUGAUGGGGAGCUGUAUGGCAGUAAGACAGUAGACAGAUGUGGGCUAUGUGGAGGCAACGGGACGUCCUGCCAGCGCAUCUCUGGAUCAUACAGGAAGGCACUCACACAGUUAGGCUAUGUGUUUGUCACCAACAUCCCAGCUGGAGCUUCAGACAUUCAGAUCAUAGAAAGACACAAGACUGAGAACAUCCUGGCCCUCUCAGAUGAAGCUGGUCAUUUCUUCUUCAACGGAAACACUGUGUUUGACAAUCCUCAAAACUUCCAUGUGGCAGGAACAGUGAUUAAAUACCGCCGUCCAAGCAAUGUCUUCUCUGAUGGGCUGGAGUAUAUCAUUGCCCAAGGACCAACACUUCAGGGCCUGAAUGCUAUGUACUACAACCUGAAUGGGAAGCUUCCCCACAUCACUUACGAAUACACGAUCCCCCGCACACCUCAUGACCUCACUGCCGCUGAAGACAUCACAGCAGGCCCCGCCUGCUCCCAUCUUAACCUGACCUAUAACGAGGUCAACGAGGACGUCGGAGUUGAUCAACUUAGAGCGACCAAUGGGAGUGUGACAUCUGUCCAUCACUACAACAGCCAGCUGGGAGCUGAUGACCAAUCACAUGUCCAGCUGCAGGAAGAAGAGGAGGAGGAAGUACUUUGGGCAAUCAGGACACCCAGCCCCCCGCCGCCGGCUGCCAUGUUGGUCUACAGACCGGCAGGUGUUACCGGUCAUGUAUUCAGCCAUAAUGAUGUCGAGCGAGGACCUCCAGUGCCUGCAGGCUACCGAAGUUCCUCCAACUCGAUUGACGAGCCCCCCACUGCUGAUGACAACACUUUAGUGCACCCUCUCCUUGGUAGUCAGAGUGUUCAUUCUGCAGCCCUGCCAGAAGAUGCCCCCUAUCUGCUACUGGAGGACUUGCACUACAACCACACACACUCCCUAACACACUCAAACACACACUCUGUGGAGAGCACACUUACUGAUCCACACUCACCAGCAGAAAAACACAUGUCUGACACAGACAAAGGGACGCACACAGUUACUGACACACACUCUGUUACACACACAGAAACAGAAACUGGCCCACACUCAGACACACACACUGCCAUCUCGGUACAGCUGCAACACGUGCCUGCAGUCCAUGCAGCCAAUACAGAGAGUAAUGACUUUGACGUGGGUUUGGAGCCAGAUAUUAGUCUGGCAGACAUGUAUCGCUGGAAGGUUUCUGCUUAUGCUCCCUGCAGCUCCACCUGUACAACAGGUAUCACCACUAGCUACGCCCUUUGUGUCCGAUACGACGGUACUGAGGUCGAUGACAGUUACUGUGACUCUCUGACCAGACCUGAGCCCACACAUGAGUUCUGCACUGGGAAGGAAUGUCCUCCAAGAUGGGAGACCAGUGGUUGGAGUGAGUGCUCUCGAACCUGUGCUGAGGGUGUUCAAUAUCGUACUGUGCGCUGCUGGAAGAUGCUGUCGCCCGGUCUCGACUCCUCUGUCUACGAUUCACUUUGUCUGUCACAUGAUCUUCACAAACCAGCUAAUAGAAAGGUCUGCCUUGGCCAGAGCUGUGGACCCCAGUGGGAGGUGUCUGAGUGGUCCGAGUGCUCGGCCCGUUGUGGCUCUCGGGGUGUCCGCACUCGGGAGGUCCGUUGUUCCAUGGAAAUGAGACUCUGUAACAAGUCUUCUCAGCCAAUAGAAAGUCAGGAUUGUGAAGGCCCGCCCUGUGACAGAAGAUGGACAGUUUCUGACUGGGGACCCUGCUCCGGUGUGUGUGGAGAGGGAAGGAUGGUCCGUGCAGUGACCUGUCGAUCAUCAGGUGGGCUAGUGAUGUCAGAGGAGCAAUGUGACCAGGCGCUGCGCCCGCUGGCCAUCUAUCCCUGUGGUGACAGAGAUUGCGCCCCCCACUGGGUGGAACAGGAAUGGCAGCAGUGUAAUGCUACAUGCGGGCGCGGCGUGCGUCACCGCAAGGUGGUGUGUGUUGGACUGGAAGGUGGUGUGUUCAAAGAGUUUCCAGACAGCAGUUGUGACAACACCAACAAACCAGAGACCAGCUCUUCCUGCUUUCAGAGACCCUGCUCCAAAUGGUUUACCACAUCCUGGUCUCAGUGCAGUAAGACCUGUGGGAGGGGCGUCCAGGUUCGGGAAGUGAAGUGUUACCAAGGGGAGGAGCUGGUAACCAGGGGCCACAGCUGCAACUCUGCCCACAGGCCAGAAGCCCGACAGAGCUGUGAAGUCCAGAGCUGUCCGACAGAAGCACCAGCAGCGGCCCCAGCAGCGUCAGUAGUAGUAGAAGACUCCUGCCAAGACAAACCAACAGCCAACUGUGCCCUGGUCCUAAAGGUGAAACUGUGUUCCCACUGGUACUACAGAAAGGCCUGCUGCCAGUCCUGUAAGGCACCAAGACCCUGAAGUCAUUACUGUAACCUCUCACCUCAACCCCUGGUACCAAAGGUCACAUUACAUUCGUAUUGGUGCUACACAAAAGCCUGCUGCUAGCAAUGUAAGGCCUUACUACAUUCAUUGUAACCUUGUAACUCUUCCUCCUAUCACUGAUGUCAAAGGUCAACCUGUGGUCACUGGCUUUACCUUCUACCUGUCAAUGUUAUACCUAUACCUUAUCACUAGUAAAGAUAACGGUAAAAGCCCAUCCACCCCUGUGUCCAUCACUGCAUGUAACUCCAAUUCUAUUUUCAAAGUGGUGCCACCUAUAGUAAAUGUCUGUAAUCUAUCCAUUCCCUCACUUCUUAAAGGAACAGUACGGAUAUUUUUAAGUGGGUUUGUAUGAAGUACUCUUCCAUAGUCAGUGUAUUACCUAUAGUAGAUGGUAGUCAGCACACUCCCAGUUUGGAGAAACAGACAGGAGUACCAGCAUGGAGCAAAGCAGUGUACUUCUGUGGCCACCUAGCCUUGAGACAGCUAAACAAUACAUCUGUACAACGGGGACCUGAAGCCGGUAACUUUGCUAUUGCCCAAGCCUCCAGAUUCCACCAACCAGUCAUUGUAGAGUUUACAUUCAUGUCUAUCAUGUCAGAAUGCCAUCACAUUAACCUAUUUCCAUCCCAAGUUUGUGUGAAAUUGUCACAAGCAGCAUAUGAACUCUUGAGUUAUGGCCAUAAAUGUGUUUUGUGAGUUCACAGUGACCUGAGCAUCACAUUUGAAUCAGUUUAUCCAGGUUUCCAGGUGGACAGUUGUUCCAAAGUUGAAGAAAUUCCCUGCAGGCUGAGAAUAGGACAGACAACCCAAAAAUAUAACUCCAAAAAAAUCUGUGUCAUUAAUGUUCCUCUAAAGCGAGUUCAUCAAAAAGCACAUGAAAGCCUGUGCUGCUCUGUUGUUACUGUGGCAACAGAGAAGGGCAGACUGGACCAAGGACAAGAAGUCCUGCUUUACAUAUACGGCCCUGUAUUAUUACUCGUGCCAUGCUGAUAUGGACGCUCUUUUGUCAGCUACUUAAAAAUAUGCAGAUGUCUUCAUUUUGCCUACACCUCCUCACAGAGCUUCCUUUAGGAGACACACAAAUCCUCAUACAACUUCUCACAUCUGCAGUUGUACUGCCCAACACCUGGAAACACUUCAAUGUAGACACAUUUUGAUGCUGUGAAAAGUAACAUCUGCAGGUACAGUAACGUCUGAGCCAGCGGUUCUACUGCUGUACGCCUCUCAGGUGGGAGGGGGUCAAAGUUCAUCACUGGAGAAGCUGUCCUGAGAACAGAAGACAAGUACAAACAUGGCACAACCCCAAACAGCUGAGUGAAAACUGUUGAGGCCACUCUCAUCCAUCAGAUACUCUGCAUACAUGUAACUGUCAGAGUGUUGUUUACCUGUUCUACUGUAGUUGUUGUUGUUGUUGUUCUUGCUUACGGUAUUUCACAUAAAGAAUAAAAGGUCCACUGUUUUUGACACGC